This is a messenger RNA of Arthroderma uncinatum, 867 nucleotides long. RefSeq lists its product as uncharacterized. The transcript has 2 exons. Bases 1 to 867 code for a protein of 288 amino acids. Gene Ontology annotation, cellular component: cytoplasm. NCBI's taxonomy places the organism in Eukaryota, Fungi, Ascomycota, Eurotiomycetes, Onygenales, Arthrodermataceae. Gene Ontology annotation, molecular function: protein-lysine N-methyltransferase activity. Gene Ontology annotation, biological process: peptidyl-lysine dimethylation; peptidyl-lysine monomethylation. The record is from RefSeq and is a predicted model, not a curated record.
AUGUCAGGAAUAGCAGAGGGAGAUGGGCGAACGGUUCAUCCUCAGCAUCUUGAGCCCAGCGAGUUAGGGACCAAGGAAUACUGGGAAUCAUUCUAUGAUAACUCUCUCAGUCAUUAUCUGUCCUCGAAGCGGGAUGGGAGAAAACGCCGCGAACAGGACAAGAGUUUAGACGAAGAAGAUGAAGAUGAGGAUGAAGACGAAGAAGACGACGACUCAGAUCCUGGAACUUCCUGGUUCACGGAACAUAAUGCUCCCCAGAAAGUGCUCGACUUCAUGACCUCAGACCGGUUCCCGCUCGCACCAGAACAGAUGGAGUCAGACAGACAGCCUACGAUCCUGGACCUGGGGACAGGAAACGGCAGCAUGCUGACUCUACUGCGGGAAGAAGGAGAAUAUACCGGCCCCAUGGUAGGAGUCGACUAUUCACCCAAGAGCGUUGAGCUGGCCAGGCAGUUGACCGAGCGUAUACCCGAAGCACAAGACAUACAGUUCGAGGUAUGGGAUAUCCUCGACCCGAAGCACGAAGAGGAUAUACGCCGUGGUGCGUUCGGGGAGGAUAUCGGCUGGUUUCCAUCCAAGGACGGGGGGUUCGACAUCGUUCUGGAUAAGGGGACGUUUGAUGCCGUUUCGCUAUCUGGCGAGAGGAUAUGCGAGAAGUAUCCUGGCAUCGCGCUGGAGCUGGUCAAGAAGGGAGGCUUUCUCAUCAUCACCAGCUGUAACUGGACGGAAAGCGAGCUGGUGGCUUGGUUUACUGGUGAUAAAGAUGGGUUUACGGUGUAUGAUCGUGUUGAGUAUCCGAAGUUUCGGUUUGGCGGCCAGGAAGGACAGGGAGUAUGUACGAUUUGUUUUCAGAGAAGGGAUAUAUAG